AUGUUCGGCAGCCUCAGGCUCUGCGGUUCAGCGGCGCUGCUGGCGACCCUGGUGCUGGCGCUGCUGGCGGGCGAUUGCAGCGCUCGGUCUGGCCCCUCCAGGGCGCUGCUGCGGAUCAAGGCCCAAAAUGCCAUCACACAGGGCGGCGAUUUUGAGGCCGCCAGGUCGCUGCACCCGCCGGUGGCGCCCAGACACCCUCACGUCAUGACCAUCAACAACGACACCCGUGUCGACGAUUACUACUGGCUGAGGGAUGACGCCCGCAAGAGCCCCGAAGUCAUCUCAUACCUUCAGGCUGAAAACAACUACACCAACGCCGUCAUGGCCAGCACCAAGGGCCUGCAGGCCAAGCUAUACCAGGAGAUGCGGUCCCGUAUCCAGGAAGACGACAGCAGCGUACCCAACAGGUUCAAGGGGUACUGGUACUAUGCACGCGUCAGCGCAGGCCAGCAGUACAGCGUGCACUGCCGCCGCGCGGUCCCCGCAGGCGCGCCGUCGCUCAACGAAGCGGACGUGCCAGACGCAGCCUCUCGCGAGGAGGUGGUUCUGGACGAGAAUAGGCGGAAGGAGGAGGUUGGGAAGGCCUUCUACCAGCAGCAGCAGCAGCAGCAGCAGCAGCAGCAACAGCAGCAGCAGCAACAGCAGCACAUGCACGGGGUCGACUGUGUUGAAAGCCUGGAUGUGUCCCCCAACCAGAAGCUGCUGGCUUGGACCGAGGACACAGACGGUGAUGAGACCAACCGCCCCUACAGGGUCUGGCGUCACAAGCUUGGGUCACCCAACUCUGAAGACGUCCUCGUGUAUGAGGAGCGCGACAGCGGCUUCUUCGUCAACAUCGGCCGUGACAGCAGUGACCAGAUCCUCUACAUCCGCACUGGUUCCGCAGUGACAGGUGAGGUGCUUGUCCUGGAUGCCAACAACGCCACUGGAGAUUUCAAACCCAUCCUUCCCAGGACACCGGAAGUUGACUACUCAGUCAGCUACCACCCUGGCGACAAGCCCGGCGGUGAUUGGUACCUUUUCAACAUGCGGACGACAGACCGCCCCAACUCCGAGCUCCGGGUGGCGCCCGCCAGCAACCCCCAAGACCAGAAGGUGAUCCUGGCGCACCGCGCGGCGGUGCAGCUGGACGGAUCGGACGUGUCUCAGCGCUACCUCGUCGUCAACGAGCGCGCCAACGCCAGCACACGCGUCGUGGUGCACCGGCUGGCCGCCGGCGGCGCCAUGCCCGCCGCGCCGCUGGGGCCGGGGGAGGUGAUCUCCUUUGACGAGGCGGUGUACCGCCUGUCUGGAGGCCUGACGGGUGGCUGGGACAGCGAUGUGCUGCGGCUGUCGUAUGAGAGCAUGACAACGCCCACCAGCACUAUUGACCACGACAUUGCCACAGGACGCCGCGCAGUACGCAAGGUCCGCGCCGUUCUCGGCGGCUUCAACAAAGAUGACUACAACUCUGAGCGGCAGUGGGCGACAGCGGCCGACGGCACCCGCAUACCCAUCAGCCUGGUUUACCGCAGGGGCGCAUACAAGCGGGACGGCUCCGCCCCCAUGCUGCUGUACGGGUAUGGUAGCUAUGGCACGCCCUCCGACCCCGCUUUCAACUCCAAGCUCAUCAGCCUGCUGGACAGGGGCUGGUCGAUGGCGAUCGCUCAUGUCCGUGGUGGCGGUGACAUGGGCCGGCUGUGGUAUGAGGACGGCAAGUUCUUCAAAAAGAUCCACACCUUCACAGACUUCAUAGCUUCAGCCGAGUACCUUAUCAAAAACAACUACACCAGCCCCAAUGUGCUGACCAUCGAGGGCCGCUCUGCCGGAGGCAUGUUGAUGGGCGCCGUGCUGAACCAGCGGCCAGACCUGUUCCGGGCCGCCAUCGCUGGCGUGCCGUUUGUGGACUGCCUCACCACCAUGCUUGACGAAUCCAUCCCCUUGACCACCAACGAGUUCGAGGAGUGGGGCAACCCCAAGGAUGCAUUAUUCUAUUCCUACAUGAAGAGCUAUAGCCCGGUGGACAACGUGCGGCCCCAGAGGUACCCGACUUUGCUGGUGACUGCUGGCCUCCACGACCCCCGAGUUGGGUACUGGGAGCCCGCCAAGUGGGUGGCCAAGCUGCGCGCCACCAAGACAGACAAGAACGUCCUCCUGCUGAAGACCAACAUGGGCGCCGGCCACUUCAGCGUCACGGGGCGCUUUGAGAGGCUCAAGGAUGACGCGAUGGAGUACGCUUUCCUGCUCAAGGCAACAGGGCAGGAGGCAAUCCAGCCGCUGGCCGGGACGGGGGCCGGGGCCGGCGCGGCCGCGGCGGCAGGAGCCGAGGUCGACGCGGACGAGGUUGUGAGGGAUGCGCAGGAGUGA
Monoraphidium neglectum is the source of this 2346-nucleotide messenger RNA. Its product is annotated as oligopeptidase B. Gene Ontology annotation, biological process: proteolysis. The transcript has 21 exons. NCBI's taxonomy places the organism in Eukaryota, Viridiplantae, Chlorophyta, Chlorophyceae, Sphaeropleales, Selenastraceae. Gene Ontology annotation, molecular function: serine-type endopeptidase activity. The record is from RefSeq and is a predicted model, not a curated record. Bases 1 to 2346 code for a protein of 781 amino acids.